Messenger RNA from Fraxinus pennsylvanica, 963 nucleotides. Lineage: Eukaryota; Viridiplantae; Streptophyta; Magnoliopsida; Lamiales; Oleaceae. The record is from the annotation of a GenBank genome assembly.
AUGGCGAUUAAGGUGUCUAAGGCCGAGAAGAAAAUUGCAUACGACCAGAAGCUGUGCCAGCUUCUUGAUGAGUACACGCAGGUUCUGGUGGUGGCGGCCGACAAUGUGGGUUCCAACCAGCUGCAGAACAUCAGGAAGGGUCUUAGGGGUGAUUCUGUGGUGCUUAUGGGUAAGAACACCAUGAUGAAAAGGAGUGUAAGGAUUCACGCUGAGAAGACUGGAAACACGGCCAUUCUUAACCUUAUCCCCCUUCUAGUUGGAAAUGUUGGUUUGAUUUUCACCAAGAGUGACUUGAAGGAAGUUAGCGAGGAGGUUGCCAAGUACAAGGUUGGAGCACCUGCUCGUGUUGGUUUGGUGGCACCAGUUGAUGUUGUUGUGCCACCUGGAAAUACUGGUCUUGAUCCAUCGCAGACUUCCUUUUUCCAGGUUCUCAACAUUCCCACCAAGAUUAACAAAGGAACUGUUGAAAUUAUCACACCAGUUGAGCUUAUCAAGAAGGGUGACAAAGUGGGUUCAUCUGAAGCUGCUCUUCUUGCAAAACUUGGAAUCAGGCCAUUCUCUUACGGUCUAGUUGUCCUAUCCGUUUAUGACAAUGGAUCCGUUUUCAGCCCUGAAGUGCUCGAUCUGACUGAAGACGAUCUCAUUGAAAAGUUUGCCAUGGGUGUUUCCAUGGUUACUUCUCUAUCCCUUGCCAUCUCGUACCCGACCCUGGCAGCUGCACCACAUAUGUUCAUUAAUGCUUACAAGAACGUUUUGGCCGUUGCUGUUGAAACUGAUUACUCCUUCCCCCUGGCUGAUAAAGUUAAGGAGUAUCUUGAGGAUCCCAGCAAGUUUGCAGUUGCUGCUGUUCCGGCUACAGCUGCUGAUUCUGGUAGUGCACCGGCUCCAUCUGCCGAGGAGGAGAAGAAAGAGGAGCCGGCUGAGGAGUCUGAUGAUGACAUGGGUUUCAGUCUUUUUGAUUAA